Messenger RNA from Schistocerca nitens (vagrant locust), 1197 nucleotides. RefSeq names its product aquaporin AQPAe.a-like. The coding region runs from base 1 to 1197 and encodes 398 amino acids. The transcript is spliced from 9 exons. The record is from RefSeq and is a predicted model, not a curated record. Gene Ontology annotation, molecular function: water channel activity. Gene Ontology annotation, biological process: transmembrane transport. Gene Ontology annotation, cellular component: plasma membrane. Lineage: Eukaryota; Metazoa; Arthropoda; Insecta; Orthoptera; Acrididae.
AUGAAGGAAGGCGCUUGGGCUGCAGCAGGUUUGCACGAGGUCGAAGUGUACAGCACUACUUGGCGAAAGUUUGCAGCGGAGUUCAUAGGAACAUUCCUGUUGGUCCUUGUAGGAUGUGGCUCUACCACUGUAGCUUGGUCUGAAGGAUACAAGCCAACAACUGUUCAAAUUGCACUGGCCUUCGGGCUGAUUGUUGCAUGUGUUGUUCAGUGCCUGGGCCAUGUGAGCGGCGCGCAUGUAAACCCAGCAGUAACGGUGGGCCUGUUGUCAGCCGGCCAGGUUCUCCUCCUGAGGGCCGUGAUGUACAUAGCGGCCCAGUGUGCUGGCGCAAUCGCUGCUGCUGUUGUCCUCAAGGCGCUGACACCAGAGGAGUCUGAGUCGACAUUAGGUGUGACGGCAGUCAGCCCACAUUUGACGCUGACGCAGGCGGUCUUCGUGGAGGCUUUCAUAACAUUCUUCUUGGUGAUGACUGUGUUCGGCGCCAGGUCCGCCAGAGGCAGUGCUGGAUUUGCCAUUGGCUUAUCCAUCACGACAUGCCACCUGUUCGCGAUGCAGUACACAGGUGCUAGCAUGAAUCCGGCUCGCUCACUUGGGCCUGCAAUGGUGAGCGGUGUGUGGCACAAUCACUGGGUGUACUGGAUGGGACCACUCGCAGGAGGCAUUGCAGCUGGCGCCAUGUCCAGUUGUAUCUUCAGACCAAGCGGCCCUAAAGCACCAGUCAGACCAACUCGAGACUCUGAACGCAGGGACAACCCUACAAAGGAAAUGGAAGAGCUUAUGAGCCAGUUAUACCAGAGGAGUCAGCAAAUACAAAGUCUGGUGGAAGCAAUCGCCAAACAAGCGGCUAAUCCUCCAACACAAAAGGAACAAGCACAGGCAGCACCACCUUUCCGUGAUUUUGAUGCAUCAAGAGAAGAAUGGCGAGAAUAUUUCGCGCAGUUGCAGGCGCACAUGACAGUCUACAAAAUCACGGAUUUGGGGCCAAGGAGGACACAGCAGCUUCAGCUGCCUUCACCUUCCUUAGAUCCCAUGCCGCCAGCACAGGACAGAGAACUGAUGGGCACUGACACAGAGCCAUUGUCAUCGCCACAGUGCCAGCAGCCCUUACCACAAGUGGUGCUGCCUUCCAGUGGGCCACUGUGGACUCUACACUCACUGGUGCACCUCCACCAAUGGAAGAAAAUGUUCCAACCCUAG